UUGACAGUAACAGCAAAGAUGUCAGAAGGGGUGAAGGUGACGCGAAGCGGCCAUUUGUAAAUAAAGAAAACAAAUAAUUUGUGAAAUGGCUCCAAAACUGAAAUUUGCUGAAGGCGAAAAAGUGUUGUGUUUUCAUGGGCCUUUGAUUUACGAGGCAAAAUGUCUAAAAAGCUCGGUAACAAAAGAUAAACAUGUCCGAUACCUUAUCCAUUACGCAGGAUGGAACAAAAAUUGGGAUGAAUGGGUUCCCGAGAGCAGGGUAUUGAAGUAUAACGAAGCAAAUGUGCAACGGCAGAAGGAAGUACAGAGGGUGCAUUCAGCACAACCAGCCAAAACUAAAAAAACUCCAGCGAAAGGUCGUAAAUCUGAAGCUGCCAGCGCGACUCCGGCUCGAGAAGAGUCCAGGGCUUCCACACCUGCAGGCGCUGGCCGCGAGGCGGACGCGGCGCGGGCGUUGGCUGCGGCCGCCGCCGACUCCGGCUCCGACCAGCCCAAGAAGAAGCGCGGCCGGCUUGACAUAUCAAUAGAAUCCGAAGAGCAAUACCUAGCAAAGGUGGAGGUCAAGAUCAAAAUCCCUGAAGAACUGAAAGUGUGGCUGGUGGACGACUGGGACGUGAUCACGAGGCAGCAGAAGCUGGCCAUCCUGCCCGCCAAGCUCACAGUCCAACAAAUAGUUGACAACUAUCUAGCGUUCAAGAAAUCAAGCAAAUCCCACAACCAAGCGAAAGAAUCCGUUUUAGUCGACAUCACUGAAGGAAUAAAAGAAUAUUUCAACGCAACGUUGGGAUCUCAACUCCUGUACAAAUUCGAAAGGCCGCAAUAUAGUGAGAUAUUACAAGAAUACCCAGACACACCGAUGGCUCAGAUAUACGGAUCUAUACAUUUGCUAAGAUUAUUUUCAAAAAUGGGUCCGAUGUUGGCCUAUACGGCUUUAGAUGAGAAAUUGUUACAGCACGUUUUGACACAUAUACAAGACUUUAUGAAGUACAUGGUGACGAAUAGAUCGACAUUGUUCAACUUGCAAGAUUAUGGGAAUGCAACGCCCGAGUAUCACAGGAAAGUGCAGUAGUUUUUUAUUAUAGUGGUAAUAUUUAUAAUUAUGUCAUCGAAUUUUGAACUAUUUGAUAUUAGUUGUGUUUGCAAGUUGUUCAUAUCAGAUAGUCCAAGUUUGGAUUUCGGUGUAACUUUUAUUAUUAUAAUGAACUGAGUAAAAUAUGACCGUCUUGUAUUA
Molecule: messenger RNA, 1231 nt
Organism: Plodia interpunctella (Indianmeal moth)
Lineage: Eukaryota; Metazoa; Arthropoda; Insecta; Lepidoptera; Pyralidae
Gene: MRG15
Product: MORF-related gene 15
Exons: 6
Coding region: 86-1069 (327 amino acids)
Biological process (GO): regulation of DNA-templated transcription; chromatin organization
Cellular component (GO): nucleus; NuA4 histone acetyltransferase complex
Source: RefSeq, a predicted model, not a curated record